AUGUGUUUUCUGACCAAGCAUCCAGCUCUUGGGGUGGUAUGUUCUGCUUUCAUAUUCAGCCUGCUCAUUGCAGAAGGACAGCCUGGGGAAGAGCAUGGGCAGGAUGGCAGCAAUCCUCCCAGCAGAGGCUCUCUGGUGGAAGUUUUACGCAUUCUCUCAGCUGAAAACACUGAGCUCCACAUGAACCACUCACGAGAACUGGUCAAAAUGUUACUGGAGAGAGCUGAAUGCCCACUGCGGACUUAUGGCAUGCAAGAGGAUUGUAAUCUGUGCCUUGAACCAGAUUCUUUGUUACUGAUAGCUGGAGGAGAUUUAGAAGACCAUCUCAAUGAAGAAGUAUUUGAGAGAAUUUCUCUUAUUCUUCUCUACUACAUUCUUCAUCGUAGAGAUAUGUGUUCUUCAGAAUUCAGCUUGAGUGAUAAGGAUUAUAAAUUUUACCUACAGAGUAUGCUUAGUUUAAGACAUGAUGAAGACUGUUAUUAUUUUUCACGGAAUGAAACUGAAGAUAUUUUAGCUGCAGUAAGGCAACAUUUUAAAACUUCUGAAAACCAGUGUGUGGAUGUGAGCACUCUGGAGAAAAAUGCUGAUAUAAUGGACAGAGAUGGCGCUGAUGAAAACACUCUUCCACGCCUGGCUGCUUUAAUCCUUACUCUGGCUCUCCAAGGAGUCUGUAUGGGGAAAGCAAGUUUGCCUUCCCCAGAAUUCUUUAUAAAAUAUAUUUUUAAUUCUCUAAAUAGUACCACUGAGCUCCAAGUGACAGAACUAGAACAACUACUCAGUGUGCUUAGAGCCAAAAAGACCUGCACUGUAAAUGGACAAUUUCACAGUCACAAAAGAAGACGUUACAGUUUGGGAAUCAGAGAUAUUGGAAGAAGAAAUACUCCAGUCAAAGGAAACCAUACAAAAGGAGACUAUCUGAAAGGCUAUUUUGAAGAUCGUGAAAGGAACACAGAUUGGGACCAGGUUUGUUUCUCUGCCAAUGAACUUGUGAAGAUAUUUUUGAAAAACAGUUCUUCCUCCAUUUCUAAGGACCACUUCAAGCAAAUCAGUCCAGCUAUCAUUCAACAACUUUUAAGUUGUUCAUGUCAGCUUCCUGACUUCAAACAGACAAAGCUUCCACCAACAACUGUGGAAAAAUAUGGUUACAGCACUCUUGCUGUUUUACUUAUUACUGUUGGAUCUAUGUUUGGUACAACUCUCAUUUUAUUUAACUCCUGUCAAGAAAUCUAUACACUCAUUUUACAGCUGUUUGUUGGUUUGGCUGUUGGAACCCUUUCUGGAGAUGCAUUGCUACAUCUUAUUCCUCAGACUCUUGGUUUACAUAAGCAUGAAGCACAAGACAUAGAACAUUUCUAUGAGGGAAAAGAAUAUAUUUGGAAACUUUUGGGAAUAAUUGGAGGAAUUCAUGGAUUUUUUCUGAUAGAAAAGUGUUUCUUUCUUUUGGUAACACCUCGUGACCAGCAGGGCCUUUUUUUAGUUAAUGGGCACUGGGGACAUUCCCAUGAUCUUCCAGUGGAGUCUGAAUUAAAUGAACAUUCAGGCAGAGGCAAAUCUACUUCAACCAUACAGUUGAGAAGCCCGGAAGAUUCUGAACCUGCUGAAGUUCCUCCAGACAGCAAGGUGAUCAGCAAAAAAAGUAAAAAAAUCAGCUUGUUAGCAAUAAUGGUUCUGGUGGGUGACAGUCUUCACAAUUUUGCUGAUGGCUUGGUAAUAGGAGCAGCAUUCUCAUCCUCAACAGAAACAGGUGUGACAACGACUGUUGCUAUUUUAUGCCAUGAAAUUCCUCAUGAAAUGGGAGAUUUUGCUGUGCUGCUAAGUACAGGGCUCCCAACGAAGAUUGCAAUUUUGAUGAAUUUUAUAAGUGCACUAACAGCAUUCUUAGGACUUUAUAUUGGCCUUUCUCUAUCGACUGACCCAUCCAUUCAAAACUGGAUCUUUACUAUUACAGCUGGAAUGUUCUUGUACUUGUCUUUAGCAGAAAUGCUUCCUGAAAUGACUCAUAUUCAGACACGGCGACCCUGGUUGAUGUUUCUCCUUCAGAACCUUGGAUUACUAUUAGGCUGGCUUUGCCUCUUACUUUUGGCUGUAUUUGAACAGAAAAUUAAAAUAUAA
Molecule: messenger RNA, 2112 nt
Organism: Serinus canaria (Common canary)
Lineage: Eukaryota; Metazoa; Chordata; Aves; Passeriformes; Fringillidae
Gene: SLC39A12
Product: solute carrier family 39 member 12
Exons: 12
Coding region: 1-2112 (703 amino acids)
Biological process (GO): intracellular zinc ion homeostasis; zinc ion import across plasma membrane
Cellular component (GO): membrane
Molecular function (GO): zinc ion transmembrane transporter activity
Source: RefSeq, a predicted model, not a curated record